Anoplophora glabripennis (Asian longhorned beetle) is the source of this 1036-nucleotide messenger RNA. RefSeq names its product UPF0764 protein C16orf89 homolog. The transcript is spliced from 5 exons. The record is from RefSeq and is a predicted model, not a curated record. The coding region runs from base 13 to 1002 and encodes 329 amino acids. Gene Ontology annotation, cellular component: membrane; cytosol. NCBI's taxonomy places the organism in Eukaryota, Metazoa, Arthropoda, Insecta, Coleoptera, Cerambycidae.
UCAAAAAGCAUUAUGAAAGUACCAAUUUGUAUCAUUUUAGCAAUAUUGACUAAUGCAAAAAGUGAUAUCGCUUCAAAUGAAGUCAUCAAAUAUAAAUUAUACAAAGUUUUAGAUUUUAUCGAAGAAAGAUAUGAGGAAUUUCAUUUUGAUGGCCUAUUCGGUGUGACUUUUGCACAUGCAUUUUUACUAAAAUCUCUCAAACUGCGUACAGAGAGCACAGAAAAAUUAGAUAUAACUGAUUUAAUGACUAAAUGUAGUGCAAUAGAAAACAGAAUAUACCCCUUGCUGCCCGACCAUCCAAAGUAUAUGAUAAGUUUUCGCAACAAUCUUUUAGACGUCCAAAAGUGGAACGAAAUUUUACCAGACGAUUUUGCAUUCGGCCAGAUCAAAUAUCUGGGAUACUACAAGAACUGGACUGCCGACACGAUAAUCCAAUACAAGAGGGCUACCUACAAAGGCGUAAAGUCAGACGUUUGUCUACGUGAAAUUUUAGAACAGUCUGAACCUAAUCGACGAUGUUACGUCAGUUCUAUAUGUGAGGAAAUGAUGUGGGAUACACGUCGAGUCGAUACGGGAUAUCUGUUAACGCACAGAUUAUUGUACAUGCAAAUAAUAAGAUUACAUGAUUGUAUACCUCCGAAAAAGUAUGGAGACAUGUCUGAGUUUUCGAGAAUUUAUUGUUCGUACAUUUAUAAGGAAGCUAAAACAAGCGAAAGGCUGAACUUUCCGCAUUACGAUAUAUUCUUGGAACAAGUCGUAUUAUGUGGAAUGGAAGGGUACGCUGAAUUUUUGAACCACAAAUGGCUGAAACGUAUAAUAGAGUGGCAAAACCCCCACGGUUGUUACGAGAGCGUCAAACAAAGCGUAACGAGAAGGACUAGCUUCCAGGUAGAUUACGGUUGUUCGGACCACACCACCGGACUUGGAGCCGCAGCUUUAGCAUUAUAUUUGAGAUACGAGUAUUUCCUAAAGAGUGUUUCCUUGUAUGAAUUAUUUGUAUGAGUGUUUAUUAAAAAAUAAUAUAAAUAUAUGUAGU